Messenger RNA from Trichomycterus rosablanca, 5005 nucleotides. RefSeq names its product heparan sulfate 6-O-sulfotransferase 1b (gene hs6st1b). NCBI's taxonomy places the organism in Eukaryota, Metazoa, Chordata, Actinopteri, Siluriformes, Trichomycteridae. The record is from RefSeq and is a predicted model, not a curated record. The coding region runs from base 327 to 1544 and encodes 405 amino acids. Gene Ontology annotation, cellular component: membrane. Gene Ontology annotation, molecular function: heparan sulfate 6-sulfotransferase activity. The transcript is spliced from 2 exons.
AGCGCGAGUCAGCAGCUGUUCGGACUGCGCGUGUGAGAAAGUCCUGCUUUACGAUCGGCUCAUUUCGGAAGCUGUUCGUUUCCGAUCGUGCCAGGCGGACUGAUCGUGGAGGGUUAUGAUGAUGAUGAUGAUGAUAAUAAUAAUGCAACAAUGUAUUAUACUGUGAUCGUUUUGUGCACGGCACGGCGGGGCGCUGAGUGAGCGAGUCCGGGAGAGCCGCUCGGGUUUGUUAUGGGUGAUGUAGACUAUGUGGAGUAGCUAUGGAUCGCGCGAUCGGAGAGCUGAAUCCACCAGAUCCUGAUCUGAUGUGUGAGCAAUGUUGACAGAUGAUCGGCAGGACCAUGGCUGAGCGGGCCAGCAAAUUCGUGCUGAUCGUGGUGGGCUCGGUGUUUUUCAUGCUUAUUCUGUACCAGUAUGUUGCACCGGGCGCGAUCAACUUCGGUUUCCCGGCGCAUGGCUACAUAGAGGAGGACAUGACCAUAUUCCCCACGCCGGAUCCACACUAUGUCAAGAAGUACUUCUUCCCUGUGAAGGACCUGGAACGGAGCGUGGACUUCGAGAUCAAGGGAGAGGACGUGAUAGUUUUCCUGCACAUCCAGAAAACCGGGGGGACCACGUUCGGACGGCACCUGGUGCAGAACGUGCGACUGGAGGUACCGUGCGAUUGCAGGCCCGGUCAGAAGAAGUGCACUUGUUACCGUCCGAACCGAAAGGAGACUUGGCUCUUCUCGCGCUUUUCUACCGGCUGGAGUUGCGGUUUACACGCCGACUGGACUGAACUGACCAACUGCGUGCCUGGAGUGCUCAAUAAAAAAGAGAGCAAAACAAAGAAACUCAGAAAGUUCUAUUACAUCACCCUGCUGCGGGACCCUGUAUCACGCUACCUGAGCGAAUGGCGCCACGUCCAGCGCGGAGCCACGUGGAAGACGUCCUUGCACAUGUGCGACGGCCGGACCCCGACGCCCGAGGAGCUUCCCUCCUGCUACGAGGGAGUCGACUGGUCAGGCUGCACCCUACAGCAGUUCAUGGAGUGCCCUUACAACCUGGCCAACAACCGGCAAGUGCGCAUGCUGGCCGAUUUAAGUUUGGUGGGUUGCUACAAUGCAUCGACUUUGCCCGAGAAGCAGCGGGCGCGUCUGUUGCUCGAGUCGGCCAAGAAGAACCUGCGUGACAUGGCCUUCUACGGGCUGACCGAGUUCCAGCGCAAGACGCAGUACCUGUUCGAGCGCACGUUCCGGCUCCGCUUCAUCCGACCGUUCGUACAGUUCAACAGCACCCGUGCCGCCGGGGUGGAUUUGGAUGAGGGGACCAUUCGGCGCAUCGAGGAGCUGAAUGAGCUCGAUAUGCUGCUGUAUGACUAUGCCAAGGACUUGUUUCAACAGCGCUACCAGUACACGCACAUGCUGGAGAGACGCGAACAAAGAAUGAUGCUCAGAAACAGAGCUAUUUUUUAUAACCAGGCGAGGGAGGAUGGUGCAAGGGGAGAGGGCACGGUACGACUGCCCACUGAGGACUACAUGAACCAGAUUGUUAGUGGAUGGUAGCCCAGGACAGCGGUCUUUAAAGAAAGAGACAAACAAUAGGUGAGGUGAAGUAGGUGGACAUGCCAUUUUUCUUCAGUUAUGGAGAAUGUGAGGAAUUAUAAUUGACUCACCAGUGGGCCAGAGGUGGUCUUUUUCUAAAGAGGAAUUAUUAGGGACUCUUUUUUUCCUCCAGCGAAAGAUUCCAAGUAACAGAAAUGGUGGGUGAAGGAUGCAUUCCUUCUUUAGCUAAAAAGAGAGGAGUCAUUAUAGACUCUGGAAAUCCUCGCCAAAAUUGAUGACAAAAAAUGCCCCGUAAGACGGACCAUCUCUUUCCUCUGACAAAAUAGGAGCCAUUAUGGAUGCACUUUCUCCUUCCCGGACAAAUAAGACAUACGUCGGCUCUAGCCCGUGGUUAUCGAAAAUGGUCAUGGAGUUAAUUGGAGGCCACUUGCAAGCCUUUUCCUUCCGCCUUCUCAGAUGGGUAGUUGCAUACCCACUUUUUCUUUUUAAAACCCAGACAAAUACACACACCUUCCCUCGCAGACGAAAAUGACAAAAUUCUGAAACCUGCUCACUUAGCCAAUCAAGUGCAAUCAAGACGCAAUGCCAUAAUGCUUAGUUUUGUAUACGAACGAACAAGAAUUAUUAAAUAACCCAAUUCAGGAAAGUCAUCUGAAUGUUUUCUAGCCUGUGUAUAAAUCUUCAAUUGUAUUUCUUUUUUGUAAACUGAUGUGAAUUACAGAAUGACUGGAAAUUUCCAAGAGAUUAUUACUAACAGAUGCUGUGACUGAGUAUGUUUUUACAGAGAUAUACGUUAAUAUAUAAUACGGACAUGGCCUUGGCGCAUAUGUUUUUAUCGUUGUGCGUGCUGACCGGGCAGGAUGCUAAGAGUCCGUCCUGAGUCCAGCAUUUUACUCACUGGUAUGAAAAGCAAACGCGCUUCUGAUAACGAAAUAAUUGGCGACGUCAUGGUCACGUCUUCGUUUUUGACAGAUAGUCGGAGUAGGACGUUUUUUAUUUUCUGAGAAAAGCAUGAAGUUCUGCUCUAAACCUGUGUGAGUGUGUGAUUAACUGUGUGUAGCGGUGAGUCAGCCAGGGCCGUCACGGUAAACGUAAUUCUCCAAACGCUCGGUUACGAGAAAUCAUCCGGUGGAAUCCAGUAGUUUUAGGUAUUUGUUAAAACCAUCAGUGUGACAUACAGUGUUUUUAUCCUCAUACCUAAUCCUGGUUUUAAUUCUUAGUUAAAAAAAGAUUAUUUAUUAGUAAAACAGUUGCAAGAACAACUCCCUAAACAUAGGCCGUAGGAUUAAAAGGGGUUUUGUUUGGGCUGCCCAUUCAUAUUUACAAAAAAAUGACAGUGUAAGAUUGCAGUAAUACACCGAUCAGACAUAACAUUAUGACCACCUCCUUGUUUCUACACUGACUGUCCCUCUUCUUUAACGGUCAGGACCCCCAAAGGACCGCUACAGAGUAGGUAUUAUUUGGGUGGUGAGUCAUUCUCAGCACUGCAGUGACACUGACAUGGUGGUGGUGUGUUAGUGUGUGUUGUGCUGGUAUGAGUGGAUAAGACACAGCAAUGCUGCUGGAGUUUUUAAACACAUCACUGUCACUGCUGUACUGAGAAUAGUCCACCAACCACAAAUAUCCAGCUAACAGCGCCCCGUGGGCAGCGUCCUGUGACCACUGAUGAAGGUCUAGAAGAUGACCAACUUAAACAGCAGCAAUAGAUGAGCGAUCGUCUCUGACUUUACAUCUACAAGGUGGACCAACUAGGUAGGAGUGCCUAAUAGAGUGGACAGUGAGUGGACACAGUAUUUAAAAAACUCCAGCAGCGCUGCUGUGUCUGAUCCACUCAUACCAGCACAACACACACUAACAGUACAGUAAUUGUAGAACUAGAAAGUGCUUCUAUAUGGUAAGUGGAGCUGAUAAAAUGGACAGUGAGUGUAGAAACAAGGAGGGGGUUUUAAUAUUAUGGCUGAUCGGUGUAUAAUAAUAAUACGGUUCAAUUUUAAGAUAAAAUAAAGGGUAAUAAUAAGGACAUGGAAAUUAUUCUACUUGACACCCAUAACAACCAGAAGUCCAGUAAGAAAUCUCUGUCUAAGGUCUUAUACACCUUAAUAACAGACAUACCACAUGGUCUUACACAUAAAGUGAUCAGGAAAAUAUAUUUAUAAUGCUUUAAAUAUUUAUCAGUAAUAAUAAAUUAUUCCUAAGACUAGUUUGGAGGUGUUUUUACCACUGGAGGUUUCAUUUGAUCUGUAUUUGGAAAGUGUAUUUUGGACUCCGGAUAUUGGUUAAAGUACCAAUACUGUCUUCCAUACUGUCGGAGCCAAUCACCUUGAAAAAGCGGUGCAGGUUUUAAACCACCUCAAGUUAUACACUUCAUGGAUAAAAGUAUUGGGACACCCUUUCUGUUUUUUGAAUGCAUGUGUUUCGGCCACAGCAAUUACUAACAAGUGUAGUAAAUCAAUUAUAUAAAGGAAAUUUUAUGCAUACAGCUUAUGGCUCUUUUCCUGUCAGCAUGACUUUGUCCUUGUGCACAAAGCAAGCUCUAUAAAGACAUAAAGACAAUCUCCAUUUAAAGAAACCCCUAUGAUCUGCACAGAGCAUUGACUUCAGCCUCACUGAGCAGCUUUGGAAUGAACUGGAACAUCAACUGAUACAAAUACCCUUGACAAAUAGGCAGAAAUUUCCACAGACAAACUUCAACGUCUUGUGAGAAGCCUUCAGAGGAUUGGCUGUUGUUAUAGCUAAAAAGAUCACAAUGUCUAUUUUAAUACCAUUUGUUUUGGUCAGGUGUCCAAAUACUUUUGACCAUAUAGUGUAUAUAAUAUGUGUAACAGGUCACAUGUUUGAAUGGGCGCAACAUGUAAAUGAUGCAAAUUUGGGAUAUUAUUGGUGAAAUCGCUUUAGCUGUUAUCUCAAGCACUUUACCAUGAAUGCAACAACAAACAGUAGUUUUAUUUUCUUUGUGGCUUAUUAUAACAAAAGUCUGUCAAAACCGUGAUGGCCCUAGUGAGUCUCCUCUCAUAUGUGUGAACGUGUGAUUGAAACUUCACAUACUGUCACUUUUACCAAGGUUGAAAGAAUGAAUUGAAAAUGCUUUCGACUUUAUUUGGUUAUUAUGUGAGGAUUCUACUUUACAGCCUCUCUCAAACUCACACAAUCAACCUGAACAACACUGGCGCUUGCACCGUGUGUGUGUGUGUGUGUGUGUGUGUGUGUGACGAGCCAGAGGUGGCACUUCACAUGCGCCCUCAUCCAUCCUCCAUGAACGCUUACUUACCCUGACUAAUAUGAGUGUGUGAAAAUAAUAUGUAGAGUGUUUGGCUAUGUGUACAGUUGUAUAUUUGUUUGAGAGAAGAAUGAAUAUGAGGCAUUUUAAACAUGUCUCACUUUGUUAUUCACCCAUAUUGUAUAUUGUACUGUAUGAGUACUUCUGUUAUUCCUGCUAAUUUGAUCUUAAAAUUACCAAUAAA